AUGCCGUACAACACCCGUCGCAAAUCACUAUCCCUCCCUUCACUAGGCAUCCACCUCCCCAACUCGUCGCGCCGCUCUCCCUCCAUCUCAAAACCCACACAUGCGACCGAUGAAGUCCCGCCUGCCAAGAAAGUGAAGCGAUCGCACACCUCAUUAUCACCCGAGCCUGCCUCGGAGCGCCGGGAAUCCGUCGUGCGCCCCGGCCGGCAUGCUGCGUUCGAGCAUACACCGCCCCCUUCGCCUAUGGACGGUGGUAUCGCUCCGAAAAUUGAUACCGAAGGCAUUAAUGAUGAUAUUGUCGUCGCGGUGAUCGACCAGCUGGAGAAGACGGGGAAUCGCCCUCACCUCGUGAAAGAGUUGGCUGCGGUGCUAGUCACUCUAAAUUCGACUGUCGCAAAUUCCGCUAAUCCUGCCGCGCUCCUCUCGUCGCGACUGGCGGCCUAUAUGAAGCGCUCAUGGACGGCUCUUGCGCCGUGCCCCAUGGCGAAAGAGCUCAUCUUGAUUCACCCGCGCAAAGUUUAUUAUUAUCUGACGACCUUUCCUCGUCAGCCGAUACCCGAUCCCUCCGACGAUCUCAUCGCGGGUGUCGACGGCAAGCAUAUUACUCCCAGUGUCUCAAGUCUGGAUCAAGACGACGAAGAUUUGAAGGCGCGCCUGCGUAGCCCCAGUCCCGAAGUGGACUUGUCAUCGCCGGGCUUCGAGGAGGAAGAAGAUAUUGAUCUCGAUAGUCCCUCGGGCAGGGGGACUCCUUCCGACCACUUUUCAGACCCCUCUGGUCAUGCUCGUCUCAUGCACUCGCACCGCGCGGCUUCUCCGCCCCUGGAGGGUGACGAGAAGGAGUUUACCCAGACCGCCAGUGCAGUGCGCGAGCGCGCCUCGGAGGAAAAGGCCAACCAAUCGGCCCGGAGCCUCUCCGUCCUCUCCGAAGGACUCAGCUCCAUGGACGAGGAGAUGAGCAUCGUCGAAUCCCCCGUGAACGGUGGCUCGCGCUCACCGGCUAGUAACCGCAUGUCCGAACAGGAGUUCAGUGAUUAUUUCUCCCACAUGAACUCGGCCGACCAAGCAGGCACGGACUUGGACGAGGCCGCCGCCGCCGCACUGUUUGGCACAUCGCCCUCGCCCUCGCUGACCUCUGUUGCAUCGUCACUCUCGUCUGGCACGAGCGCCGAUAUUGAUGCCGGUGUGGAUGGCGAUGCCGAGGCGCGGGCGGGCACGCUCCUCGUUGCUCCGCAGAUCAGUCUCCCGGAUACCGCACCUGUCUCAACCCUCAAGCGAUCGCUUGAUAUGUUGAACAGCGGUCUUCCGGAUGUGGACCUGAAGAUGUCCGAUCUAACCGAGUCGCAUGAAAAACUCAGUCUGCGUCCCCGGUCCCUGGCCGCCAUGGAUGUCAUGGAGCCCGUCUUCGACACCUGGAGAGAGCUGCAGAAUCCGGAGACGGUGGAAGUGGAUGAGCUGGAUGAGAUGUUUGGCGAAAUCUAA
Molecule: messenger RNA, 1479 nt
Organism: Penicillium canariense
Lineage: Eukaryota; Fungi; Ascomycota; Eurotiomycetes; Eurotiales; Aspergillaceae
Exons: 2
Coding region: 1-1479 (492 amino acids)
Source: RefSeq, a predicted model, not a curated record